This is a messenger RNA of Eurytemora carolleeae, 1618 nucleotides long. Its product is annotated as FK506-binding protein 4. The record is from RefSeq and is a predicted model, not a curated record. Lineage: Eukaryota; Metazoa; Arthropoda; Copepoda; Calanoida; Temoridae. Gene Ontology annotation, molecular function: peptidyl-prolyl cis-trans isomerase activity.
GUUGAAGCCUGCAGAAUGUGGUAUAAAAGUAUUUGCUCUGCACUGCUCUUCAGUUCCAUCCUCAUCUGCUGCCCAGCUAAAUCUAUAGAUAAAUCAGAAAUACAGAUCGAGAUAACCCGGGAUAUAAACUGCGCGAGCACAAGAAAAGCGCGUGCAGGCGACAAGGUCACUGUGCAUUAUGGGGGAUUUCUGCAGGAUGGAAAGAAGUUUGAUUCAAGUUUUGAUCGUUCUCAACCUUUCACGUUCACGCUUGGAGUAGGUCAGGUCAUUCCUGGCUGGGACCAGGGCCUGCUGGGAGUAUGUAAGGGAGAGGAGAGACACUUGGUGGUGCCUGCUCAACAUGCAUACGGAGAACGUGGUGCAGGAGAUGUUAUUCCUCCAGGAGCUACACUUCUCUUUGACAUAGUUAUAGUAGACGUUGAGAGAAAAGACACUGAAGAGGAUCCGGAGGAGUUGGAGAGGAAACAGAAGGAGAAGGAAAGACUUGAAGAGCUCCAAAGAAGAGAGGAGGAUGAGAAGAAUCGCGAAGAAGAAUUACAGAAAAGAGAAGAGGAGUUGAAGAGACGAGAAGAUGAAGAGGAAAAUAGAAAACUGGAACAACGAAGAAGAGACGAAGAAGAGGAGAGAAGAGCUGAGGAGUUAGAAAGACGAAGAGAAGCAGAAGUGAGAGUAAAACAGGACGAAGAUGCAAGGAUCAAAGAAGAUAAAGAACGAAAAAAUGAACUUGAAAGAAGACGAGAAGCAGAAGUAAGAGUAAGACAGGACGAGGAAGCAAGAAUCAAAGAAGAGAAAGAACGAAAAAAGGAACUGGAAAUGAGAAGAGAAGAACAGGAGAGAGUAAAAGAAGAGGAGAAAAGAAGAGAGGAGGAGAAUAAGAGAAGAGAUGGAGAGAAGAAGCGUGGAGGAAGUAAGGUAGCUGAGGGAACUAGAAGAAAAGAAGAUCAAGGAGCAGAAUAUUAUGAUGAUGAAUAUUAUUAUGAUUACCCAUCUGCUUGUGGUCAGGGAGAAUUAAAAAUGCAGGUUACACAUAGACCAGUCAGGUGUGGAAAGAUUACAAAAUCUGGGGAUCGUUUAACGAUGCAUUACACCGGUAAACUGGAGAACGGUCAGAAGUUUGAUAGUUCUUUAGAUCGGAACAAACCCUUCCAGUUCACACUUGGAGUUGGACAGGUUAUUGCUGGUUGGGAUUCUGGCCUGGAGGGUAUGUGUGUAGGUGAACAGAGAACUCUCGUUAUACCUCCUGAUCUAGCAUACGGGGAACAAGGAGUCGGUGCAGUAAUACCACCUUGUUCUACACUCGUCUUUGAUGUUGAACUUAUAGAUCUAGAAAACUAAUUGUACUUUAAUUAAACUGUUCUGUACUGUUAUAAACUGUAUUUUACAAUCUGCAUGUACAUUCUACAGCCGUGUUUUGUAUGGUAGAACACUGAACAUGUACAGUAUACAAUCCAUGAAUAUCCUGUACAAUUUACCUUGCUAUAAUACAUCAUGAACUCACAAAAAGAAAAAGAAAAACAAUACACGGUUAUUCUGUAAAAUAUGGUUUUGUACUUUCCUGUGCUGUAGUGUAGUCACUUUUUUGUCAUUUAUAGAAAUUUAAUAAAUCUAUAUAACUAGG